Closterium sp. NIES-65 is the source of this 4665-nucleotide messenger RNA. The record is from the annotation of a GenBank genome assembly. Lineage: Eukaryota; Viridiplantae; Streptophyta; Zygnematophyceae; Desmidiales; Closteriaceae.
AUGUACAUAGGGUCAUCUUCAAGUCAGGUUCCUCGCCGACUGUUGGCUGCCGAUGGCAUUUCAUCCGUCAAUCUUAAGCUGAAGGGUCUUAGCCGUGGCUUUUAUGCCAAGCACCAGCGUAUAGUAGCAGGACCGUGCGCGUCGGAAGAGUCUCUGCACGAUGGCCUCCCCUCCUCGCAACCCCAGACGAUGCAGUUUGUGCUCGGAAUGUCAGAUGUUCUCUUCGUCUCGGUCGCCACGUUCUCUGGAAAGGAGUACCUGUUCUCUGUGGAGCGGGCUGCGAACCAUCGUGUUCGUGACAUCAAGAAGCGGAUAUGCGAGCGCGAGCUUCCUUCGAGUUCGGAAGACGUGGAGCUUGUCCUUGCCGGCACGCCUCUGGAAGACCACCGUCUCAUCAACGACUUGGACAAGCAUCGGGAUUUCGGAGCCGUUGGGUCCUGCCAUUUGCAUCUUCUCGUGCGGAAGAAUGCUCGUGUUCAUGCGAAGUCCGGUCCGGGCCGGACAAUGGAGCUUUCUGUCAACGCUACAGAGAUUGCCUCGUUGCCGUCAAUACAGGAGGUUGGCGACGAAGAAUGCCCUGCAGCUGUUCCUCUGGCCCUUCCCUGCUCGAGAACCACAUCCAGUGAAACAAUCCAGCCGACAAUGCUUGGAAAUCAUCCUUCUCUGAAAGGGGAAGGCUUCCGGGCGAUGAUGAGGGAUGUGGGAACCGGCCUUCUCGAAGGCCACGUUCCGCACCUGACUUCUGACGGCUCGGGUGGUACUUACCUCAUGUCCGACGCUUCGGGGGCGUCGACAGUAGCUGUAUUUAAGCCCAUGGACGAGGAGCCUCUCGCUGUAAAUUGCCCCCGCGGGAUGGCUCCGAGCCUCGAUGGGGAAGGGUUGAAACGUGGCACUCGAGUGGGAGAAGGUGCUUUCCGUGAAGUCGCAGCUUACCUUCUGGAUCAUCCACUGAACGAAGGAGACAGCGAGGGCUACGCAAGCGUUCCUCCGACCACGCUUGUCGGCUGCUCCGCCAGCUUUUUCCCUCGCUCUGAUUCUCCGCGGAGUCCUCUGGAUGACUUGGAAGGGAAGAAGGUCGGCUCGCUUCAGAAGUUCGUCCAAUCGUUCAGCAACUGCGAAGACAUGGGACCGUCGCGCUUUCCUGCGUCGGAGGUUCACAAGAUCGCGGUUCUGGACAUGAGGCUUGCCAACACGGACCGGAAUGGUGCCAACAUUCUUGUACAGAGGGUCGACGGUCCGAGUGGGGUCAAGCUUAUUCCAAUCGAUCAUGGUUAUUGCAUUCCUGAUAAGUUCGAGGAUUGCACGUUUGAGUGGCUGUACUGGCCCCAAUCCAAGGUUCCCUUUGCUGAGGAGACUCUGGAGUACAUAUCUAAACUCAAUGCCAACAAGGAUAUUCAGAUUCUCAAGGAGAGCGGCUGGUCUCUCAACCCAGCAUGCAUCAAGGUGCUUCAAGCUGCUACCAUGCUUCUCAAGAAGGGUGCAUCGGUAGGCAAGACUCCGUUCGAGAUCGGAUCCAUGAUGGUUAGAGAUGACCUGGAUGUUCCUUCUCUGAUCGAAUCCCUGGUGGAGGAAGCCGAGUCACAGGCUCAGAGGAAUCAUUCCGAAACCGGCAAAGAUACUGCUCCUGGACCGCCUCUCACGUUUCCGCCGUGUCUCGUGUGUGCAGCAUCACUAUCCUCCCCAUCCCUCGCCAACAGCGCCGAUUACGCCAACCAAGGCUCCGUGCCCCCCAACGACACGUGGAAGGAAUCCAAGCCGUUGCUGCCGCUCUCGGAGCAAGCGCGCAACGCCACCGUCCGAUCCGGCGUCACCUCCUUCUUCCGCGUCCCCAGCACGUGUGGCGCCGCAAGCGGCGCCGCAGGAGGCGGAGAAGGGCGAGGAGCAGGGGCAGCGGCGGGGUGGAACACAGGGGUGGGCGGAAGCGGCGGGGACGCGCGGUGGUAUGUGAAUGUGGAGAUAUGGGGGCUCUUUGCGCCGGGCAACGACACGUCCGUGUUUUACCUGCCCAUGCUCAUGCUCAACAGCGCUGGCGAAGUGCCCACCGUGCUGGUUACCAACACGCUGGAGUAUCGCCUGGAUAAUCAUACGAGCAUAGACUACCCCAAUUUUAGGUCGGGGCAGCCGUACCAGAUAGUGAGCGUGCCGCAGGACGACCUCGUUAAGAAUGGCUCCGUUAACGCGACGGAGCUGAUAGUGGGCAUAUUCAGCGACUCGUACAUUGCGGAGGGGCAAGACCUCGGCUUCUCCAUCCGUGCCUUCUGCUCCCAGGGCAGGGGGUGUCCGCUCAACUGCAGUGGGCGGGGCGUGUGCGGGGGAGGGGGAGUGUGCCAGUGCCCCAAGGGGUGGGGCGGCACUGCUUGCGCCGAUGGUGAGACGCUGGGAAUGGGGGCGGGAUUGCGGAGGAUGCAGGUGAGGAUGGGCGUGAAGGUGUGCGGGGAGGGAGGGGCAAUUGCAUUCUACGUGGUGAAUGACAUCCAGCCGGGUCUGCAAACCCUUGCUCCCGGGCAAUGGGCCUUCUUCCAGAUUGAGGUGACCCAGCCGAGCACCAAGCUCCUAAUCCAAAUGGAGAGGGCAGCAGGGGAUCUUGUCCUAUUCGCCAAGCGCCAGGAGCAGGGCUUUCUGCCCUUCGGCAUGCCCACCGUCUUUGACUUCAAUGGCUUUGCCGACAUGGACUCCUUCCGCCAGCGCCUCGACCGCCACCAAAUCGUCUGGAACCGCACUGAACCGGGGAUCGUGCUGGUGGCCGUACUGAACAACGACGUGGAUUUGAGGGAGACGGGCAGGUUUCGGCUGGAGUAUCGGCUAGCAGUGGGGAGGGAGGGCAGGGCGCUGUGCCCGUGGGACUGCGGGGAGGUGAGUGGCGGGGGCUGUGCUGUGCUGGUGGCCGUGCUGAAUAACGAUGUGGAUUUGAGGGAGACGGGCGGGUUCUGCCUCGAGUAUCGGCUGGCUGUGGGGCGCGAGGGCAGGGCGCUGUGCCCGUGGGACUGUGGGUGGCCUGCGGGGUUCUGCCAGGCGCUGGCGGUGGAUGGAGGGGGAGGUGGGGGAGGGGGAGGGGGAGAUGGGGGCGCAGAGACGCAGUGCGUUUGCAACCCGCACUCUGCAGGGAGCUUUUGCCAGGGAGGGCUGCAGGCAGCACAGCUGGGCAAGGCAGUGAAGGGCGUGCUGCCUCUGCGCCAUCUGUUUCACACGCUGCUGUCCCCUCCCCUCUCCUCCUCUGCCCCCAUUUCUAUCUCACCGCAUCACAGGGCUGCACACGGCACAGCUGGGCAAGGCGGCCUGCAGACAGCAGAGCUGGGCAAGGCAGUGAAGGGCGUGCUGCCUCCGGGGCGAUGGACGUACGUGCAGUUCACCUUCGACCCCACCACCAACAAGCAGAUCGUCAUCAGUUUCACCCGCAAGGGAGGCCAAGCCAGUCUCGUAGCAAGGCAGGCAGCCGUGCCCUCUCUAUUAGACAAUGACUACCGGUUCACGGUGCGCGUGACCAACGACACGCUGGUGUCUCUGUUUGACGUGGUCAACUCGUCGCUGGAGGGGCCCUACACCUUCGGCAUCUUUAACCUCAACUACUACGUGCACCAGCAGUGCGAGUUUGAACUCGAAUUCAAGUACAAAGACUCCCCCAGCUUCUUCGACUCGCCCUACAUAAUCGUAAUCUACGCGGUCCUCGCCUUCCUGCUGCUCGUGCUCAUCGUCAUCGUGCUGCGCUGCGUCAUCCGCCGCCCGCCCCCCGCCGCUGCUGACGUGGAGCUCUCCGCUCUCGGUGACAUGGACAGGCACGUGGAGGCGGUGCCAACAGGCGUGGACAGGGCGCUGGUGGAGUCGUUCCCGUUGGUGAAGUUCCGAGACGACCUCUUUGAAUCCUCCGAUGACGCACACUGUGCGGUGUGCCUGGCGGACUACGACGAGCAGGAGAGCUUGAGGAAGCUGCCGGCAUGCAGCCACUACUUCCACGUGUCGUGCAUCGGGGAGUGGCUGCGCACGCGCUGCUCCUGCCCCCUCUGCCGCCGCUACGUGCUGCUGCAGCCGCCACAGCCCCAGCAGCCAGAACAGCCACAGCAGGCAGCGCAGCCCUCGGCCUUGCAAGCAGAGCAGGCAGGGCCACUGACGCAGCCCACACAGGCGGAGCAGAACAGCCGGAGGUGUGCGGAGGAGGGUCAGUCGGAGCAGCUGCUGCCAACGCAGUUGGGGCAGAGCAACGAGAGGUCUGAGGAGGAGGAGUCGGAGCAUGGAGAGGAGCAAGUGGCAGAGCAAGGGCAAAAUGCACAUUCACAUGGGCUUAUAGAGGGCAGUGAGAUUAUACAGGGUGCUGGGGAGGAUUGUGCUGUGCAGCGAAAUGGGUGUGGGGGAGUUGUAUCUGCCAAGGAGCAACAAGGGGAGGCUCAGGUGGAUUUGAAACAGCGGCUACAGGAGAACCAUCAGCAACGGCAUGAGGAGCAGGUGGAUGGUGAAAGGGAUGGGCAGUGGCAUGAAGAGGAGAGACUGAUGAAGCGGGAGGGGGAGGAGGGGAUGAUGCAGGAGGCAUGUGAAGGGGAGAAUGAUGUGAUUUAUAACCCAGAGCCAGCUCUAGAAGGCUUGUUGGAAAGAGAUGGAAGGCAGCAUGGGGAGCGUCAUGGAGAAGUUAAUGCAGAUCGGGCUGAACAUGCGUGCAUUAGCAGGAUGCCAUAA